Molecule: messenger RNA, 1194 nt
Organism: Calliphora vicina (urban bluebottle blowfly)
Lineage: Eukaryota; Metazoa; Arthropoda; Insecta; Diptera; Calliphoridae
Gene: BORCS5
Product: BLOC-1 related complex subunit 5
Exons: 1
Coding region: 162-1163 (333 amino acids)
Biological process (GO): lysosome localization; positive regulation of anterograde synaptic vesicle transport; organelle transport along microtubule
Cellular component (GO): cytoplasmic side of lysosomal membrane; BORC complex; synaptic vesicle membrane
Source: RefSeq, a predicted model, not a curated record
UAUUCAAUCUUCAUUUAUAAAGAGAGCUAAAAAAUAAAACAAAAAAGUGAAGAACAAAGAAAAAGAAAUUCAAAUUGUCUAGGAACAAAAUAUAUAGCAAAAAAUCGAUAAGAAAUAGCAAUUGAGUAAAUAAAAUAAGAAAUUAUUUUACAAAUUAGAGAAUGGGUGCUGAACAUUCCCAACAAAGAGCCGAGGCAGAUGGACGAGAAAUAUUUGAUUCCAACGUUGGUAAUAAUGCCAAUCAUACACACUCAGCUGGCUCCAGAUCUGCAGCAUCUUCAACAAGUACUGGAGCCAUCAAAAAACGUGCCAUGCUAAGACAGUCAACUGCUCCUAGCAGCAGUAGUAACAGCACUACAAAUAAAUUAAAGCACAGCAAUGAUCCCAUGCCAUCGCCCACCACAUCAGAAAUGAGUAGACCAUCGUCGCCACCCUUGAGUGUAUGUUCUGAUCUGCCCUAUGUUUCCUACACAACGGAUCGCCCAAUAGGCGAUUCACCUAAAAUAAGAGGUAAAUCAGCAAAUAGUUUAACCGGUUCUUCGACACAGCGCAAUUCUUUAGUCUUACGACGUCCCCAGACAGGGGCAAAACCUAAAAGACCACAAUCGACAGUGGGCAGUCACAGUAUAGUCAUAGUGAAGCCGGGCAUAAAAGAUGCUAAUGAGGAAAUUGAAAGUGAACUGCAACAGUUACAAAGUAUACCACAAUUUCUGCCCGUCCUAAGGGAUUCGGUUAAUUCGGCCACAUUUACCAAAGACUCUGAAUGUUUGGAACGUCUACAAAUACAGCCACACUUGCUGAAUAUUUGCAAUCGCAUGCAAACACACCUACAUAUGUGUGCUACACAAGUGGCUCAGGAGCAAUCACAUUUGGUGGAACGCACCAAAGUGGUAAGCAAUUCCAUAACAACACUUUUCGCUUCAUUUGUUGAUAUGCAGAAGUCAUAUGCUGCCUAUGCCGAGCAAUUUAAUAAAGUGCGAUUGAUUUCCCAACAACUCAGCCGUUGCAACUCUCUACUAAACGAUAAUCUGGCCAGUUUGGAGGCCAUUAAUAAUUUUCUAGAUGUCGAAGAUCGUUUGGAACCAUUUGUUUGGCGAACUGAUGACAACAAGCUGCGCGGUGAAGCUGAAGGUGCAGCAGCAAUGCGUUUAAGAAGAUUGUAGUUGCGAAGUAUAAAUUCAUAUGAAAUUUUUA